Molecule: messenger RNA, 1662 nt
Organism: Myotis lucifugus (little brown bat)
Lineage: Eukaryota; Metazoa; Chordata; Mammalia; Chiroptera; Vespertilionidae
Gene: TRIP6
Product: thyroid hormone receptor interactor 6
Exons: 8
Coding region: 261-1523 (420 amino acids)
Biological process (GO): positive regulation of non-canonical NF-kappaB signal transduction
Source: RefSeq, a predicted model, not a curated record
UCCACCAGUGUCACCUCGGCCCCUUCCCCAUCUCCAUCUUCACUCUGCUUUAACUCAUCCCAGCGCUCCAGCCCCACCCCAGGGUCAGUUUUUGCCCCGUCCCGGCCGAGCAGUGUUACCAGGCCCCCGGGGGAUUGGAGGAUCGGGGGCCGGCCUGGGUGGGGUGCCGUGGAGCACCCCCGCGCUCGCAGGGACUCCCCCCAGACCGGGGCCGGCUGCACCCAGGAAGUCUGGAUGCUGAGAUAGAUUCCCUCACCAACAUGUUGGCCGAGCUGGAUGGGGGUCGAGGCCAUGCCCCACGACGGCCUGACCGGCAGGUCUAUGAGCCCCCUCAGCCCCCUGCCUACCGCCCUGGCUCAGGCUCCCUGAAGCUGAAUGGAGGGGGUGUUCCUCCCCCGCUGCUCCCAGCAUCCCCCUAUGGGGGCCCCACUCCAGCCUCCUAUGCCACAGCCAGCACUCCUGCUGGCCCUGCCUUUCCUGUGCAAGUGAAGGUGGCACAGCCAGUGAGAGGCUGUGGCCCUCCAAGGGGGGGACCCUCUCAGGCCUCAGGGCCCCUGCUGGGCCCCCACUUUCCUCUCCCAGGCCGAGGCGAAGUCUGGGGGGCUGGCUAUAGGGGCCACCGAGAGCCAGGGCUUGGGAGUAAAGAGGAGGUCGCUGGGAGCUCCAGUCCUCUAGGAGGAGGAAGAGGAAGUGGGUACGGGCACCAGGGUCCCCUGAGCCAGCCUCCUGAGGAGGAGCUCGAGAGACUGACCAAGAAGCUGGUGCAUGACAUGAGCCACCCGCCCAAUGGGGAGUACUUCGGCCGAUGUGGGGGCUGUGGAGAAGAUGUGGUCGGGGAUGGGGCCGGGGUUGUCGCCCUGGACCGCGUCUUCCACGUUGGCUGCUUUGUGUGUUCUACGUGCCGUGCCCAGCUUCGGGGCCAACAUUUCUAUGCCGUGGAGAGGAGGGCGUAUUGUGAGAGCUGCUAUGUGGCCACCUUGGAGAAGUGCUCCACAUGCUCUCAACCCAUCCUGGACCGGAUCCUUCGGGCUAUGGGGAAGGCUUACCACCCUGGCUGCUUCACCUGUGUGGUGUGCCACCGUGGACUUGAUGGCAUUCCGUUCACGGUGGAUGCCACCAGCCAGAUCCACUGCAUUGAGGACUUCCACAGAUCCAAGACCUUACCUCUGGCCUGUCCUCUUCUCUCCUGCAUCCCACCUUCCCUGGGCUCCGUUGUUAGUCUCCUCCAACCCUGGGGCUUGACAACCCCCUCGGCUCUCUUGUACCCCAGGAAGUUUGCUCCACGAUGUUCAGUGUGUGGCGGGGCCAUCAUGCCUGAGCCAGGUCAGGAGGAGACUGUGCGAAUUGUUGCUCUGGAUCGCAGUUUUCACAUCGGCUGUUACAAGUGUGAGGAGUGUGGGUUGCUGCUGUCCUCUGAGGGUGAAUGUCAGGGCUGCUACCCCCUUGAUGGGCACAUCCUGUGCAAGGCCUGCAGUGCCUGGCGUAUCCAGGAGCUCUCAGCCACCGUCACCACUGACUGCUGAGUCUUCCCAGAAGCACCUGCUGCAUUCUCCCUUCCCAUCUACCACCUUCCUUGACAUCUACUUUUACAACUCUGCCACCAAGUACUGUCUCCUCUUCCUCCAACCAUGAAAUAAUAAUCUCUCAAGAGUUUACAAGACA